AUGUGUGGCAUUAACCUGGAAAAUCAAUCACGCGGAACGGAAUUUCACCUUUCUUUCUCGACUGCAACCCCACCCUUCUCCUCCUUUCAGAUGGAAACGAUGCUGCACAAGUUCGAGGAGGACCUGGAGCUGAGUAACUUCGAGCUGGCGGCGCUGAAGGCGCGGCACAUGGAGAAGGUCAGCCGGCUCAAGGUGGUGGAGGAGGAGAUCGUCAUCAGCGAGCAGCGCAACAAGAAUUCUCUCGCCUACGUCGCUCAGCUUGCACUGGCUGCUAUGGAGAAGGAGAUGGCAUCCUUCGAGUCUGUCCCCUCUCCCCCCCCUUCCGCCCCACGCCUCCCUUUCGUCUACACCUGUCAGCUUGCACUGGCGGCAAUGGAGAAGGAGAUGGCAUCCUUUGAGUCUGCCAAAGUUAAGAUGAGGAAGAAGAUGGAGGAGGAACAGGCGGCCAAGACAGAAGAAGCAAUUCGGGCAGCUUUGAAAGAUAUUGAGGACGGGCAGGUGGCUCCGUUGAAGGCUGAGGUCGAGUCUCUCAGGGCAGCCGCGGAAGUUUUGACGGCUGAGCUGGGAGCUGCCCAGGCUGCCCUGGCGGCGAAGGAAGCGGAGCUGUUGGUUGCUGAGUCGGAGAAUGAGAAGGUUUCCGGGCAGCUGAGUGAGGAAGAGGCGAAUCACAAGGUGACACGUGGCGAGCUGGAGGAAGCGAGGGAAGAGGUGGAAAGGGUUCGGAAAGGGGCUGCCGAGGCGGAAAAGGAUCUGGAUGAGCUUAAAACGAAACACGAGGAGGCUUGUAACGAGUUGGAGGGGCUACAAGGGAAGCAUAAAGGGACGUGUGAGGAGCUAGAAAGGCUGAAAAAGGAGAUAGAGUCCCUAAGGGGUGAGAACAAAGAGGUAACGGAGGAGUUGGGAACGGUUAAGGGGGAGUGGGAGGCCAGGGGGGAAGAACUAGAGGUAUUGGCGAAAGAGAAGGGGGAAUUGGAAGAGCAGAUGGAGGGUAUGAGAGGCAAGUGCGAGGAGCAAGGGCGGGAGCUGGAGCAACUGCAGCAGCUGCAUGAUAAGACGAAUAUCGAGUUGCAUGAUAUGGAGGACGGGGACGAGAAGCUGCAGAGGGAAGUGGAGGGGUUGAAGAGUGAAUUGGAAGGGUUGAGAGGAGAGAAAGGGGAGGCAGAGGAGGAAGUAGGGAAGCUGAAAGCGAGGGUUGAGGAGGCGGAGGGGGAGUUGGGGAAGUUGAAAGAGAGGGGAGAGGAAGGGAGGAAUGAGGAGGCGAGGGGGGAGGCGGAGGAGUGGAAGGGGAAGCAUGAGGAGCUGGGGCAGGAGUUGGAGGAGGUUAGAAGGGCGAAAGAGGAGGAGAUACGGGAGAAGGACGAGGAAAUUCGGACGAAGGAGGAGGAAUUACAGGCAAAGGAAGCAGCUGUUAGAGAAGCGGUGAAGGAAGGGGAAGAUCUGAGGGAGAAGGUGGUGGAGAGAGAUGGACAGGUGGUAGAGCUAAAGCAGAGGGUGGAGGAAAUGCAGCAAAGGGAGGACGAGCUACAGCAGCGGUUAGACGAGCAGGGGAAGGAGAUUGAAGGUUUGAAGGGAGCGGUGGAGGAGGAGAGGAAGGGGAAGGGGGAGGUAGAGGCGUCUUUGGCUGCGGCUAAUGGGGAGAUGGGGGAACUGAGGGAGAGGGUUGAGGGGCUGGAAAAGGAGGUGGAGGAGGAGAGGACGGGGAAGAGCGUGGCUGAAGGGGCGCUUGCGGUCGCGACUGGGGAGGUGGCUGUUUUGGGGGAGAAGGUUAGGGGUUUGGAGGAGAAGGUGAGGGGGUUAGAGAAGGAGGUGGAGAGGGAGAGAGGAGGGAGGGAGGAGAGUGAGAAGGAGCUUGAGAGUGUGAGGAGGGAGAGGGAUGAAUUGGUGAAGGAGAGAGAUGAGGUGAGGAGGGAGUUAGAGGAGGUGAGAGGGGAGAGGGAGGAGUUGCAUGAGAGGAUAGAGGAGAUGGACGGGAGGAUGGAGGAGAUGGGGAUGGGGAGGGAGGCAGCGGAAUUCGAAAAGGCGGAGACAGAGCGAAUGUGGAAGGAGGAGAUUGCGGCAAGGGAGGCGGUUGAGAGUCAGUUGGCAGCAGCACAGGGAGAGCUGGAGCAGAGAGUAAAGGAGAUAGAGGAGGUGACUAAAGCGAAGGGUUUGUUGGAAGAGGAGGUGAAGCAGGUGAGGGGGGAGUUGGGGGGAAGGGAGGAGGAACUGGGAGAGCUGAAGGGGAAGCAUGAGGUGCUGACGUCAGAGCACCAAGCGCUGAUGUCAGAGCACGAGGAGCUGAAGUCAGCCAACGAAAAUCUGACUUCAAAAUGCGCUGCGCUGGCGGCAGCGCAGGCAGCUCUGGCAGUCAAGAUUGAGGAGGUGACUAUAGCGAAGGAAGGGUUGAUGAGUGAGCUUGAGGAGGAGAAGGAGGGACGGGCGGCUGUAGCUGCUGAGCUGGCAGAAUCGUAUUCUGACCUGGCUGGCUAUAGUGCUGAGCUGGAAGCGCUGACUGCCACGCAUGAUUCCCUGAAGAAAGACCACGAGGCACUGAAUGAGCAGUACAAUGCGAUGAAGAGCGAUUUAGAGAGUAAGUCUGGAGAGGCAGGGGGGCUGGUGGAGGAAAUAAACAGGGUGAGGGAGGAGAGGGACGAGGGGAAGAAGAGAGAGGAGGAGGGGAGGAAGAGAGAGGAGGAGGGAAAGAAGAGAGAAGAGGCUUUGACAGCUGAACUCGAGCAGACACAAAGGACGGUUGAGGGGUUGAAGGGGGAGUUGGAAUCUUCCAAGAAAGAGAACGGAGAGCUUAUAGGAAAGCUCGCCGCUGCGGUUGCCGACCUUGGAGCUGCCGAAGCUGCAACAGAGGCUCGGGAAGCGGAGCUGGCGGAGGUUCGGGCCGAGCUGGAAGGAGUGGCGAAGGAGAAAAGCGAGCGGGAGGAGGAAGUGGGGAAGGCAAGGGGGGAGAUAGAACAGCUGGAGAAGGAAAGAGAGGGAUUGAAGGGAGACAUGGAGAGAUUGACUCAGGAAAAAGAGGCUCUGUCUGUGAGCCAUGCUGCUGCUCUGGCUGGGGUGGUAGCUGCCAAGGAGGGUGUGGAAGAAGAGGUGAAGAGAUGGCAGGAGAAGCAUGAGCAGACGGUUAAGGAGUUGGAGGGAGAGAGGGAGGAGGCGGAGGAGAGGAGGAGAGAGGCGGAGGGGAAGGAGAAGGAGCUGUUGGCUCGGGCCGUAGCUGCGGAGGUGCGGGCGGGUGAGCUGGAGCAGGCUCGGGACGAGGCUGCGGCUGUGGUUGGGGAGACCCAGGCAGCUCUUGAUGCUGCUAACGAAGAGAUUGUGACUAUAAAGGGGGAACUGGAGAAUAAUGAGGGGGAGAGGAAGGAGCUAGAGGAGGCUUUGGCAAGGGAGAGGGGUGAGAAGGAAGAACUAAGUGCAGAGAACGAGCGGCUUAAAGAGAAAGUGGAGACGCUUUUAGAGGGGAUGGAUGGGACCAAGCAUGGGCUGGCUGCUGAGGUAGAUGCUCAUGAAAAGACAAGGGAGGAGCUGCAAGAGACACAAAAGACUCUCGCAGAAAUGAGAGGAGAGCUGGAGGGAGUUAGGAGGGAGUUGGAGGAGAGUGAGGAGGGGAGGAAGGAGGCUGAGGAGGAUUUGGAGGGUGCUCUUGCAGCUGAGGCUGCUGCUAGGGCGGAGGCUGCUGCUGCGUCGGCGGCAGCAGUGGCGACGGCGGCUGCUAAGGAUGGGGAGCUGGGAGAAAAAGAGCGGGAGAUGGGGCAGGUGAAGGAGGAGCUCGGGCAGGUGAAGGAAGAGCUUGGGCAGGUGAAGAACGAUGUGGAACGGUUGACUGGGGAGGUUUGGGAGAAAGAGGAGAGGGUAGCGGGGCUUGAGGAAGAGUUGAAAGAGGCUCGAGCCAGUGCUGAGGCUAAGGAGGCUGCUGCGGCUGCAGCUGCUGCUGCUGCUGCUGCUGCUGCGGCUACUGCAGCUGCUGUGAAAGAAUCCGCUAAGAUGUCUGAAGGAGAGGCACAGAGGAAGGUGCAAGAGCUUCUGGAAACGAUGGAGGGUUUGGAGAGGGAGAGGAGGGAGGUGGAGGAGAGGGAGACGGGGUUAAGGGAGGAGUUGGCGGCGGCUAAGGAAGCAGAGGAGGAGGCGAGGGAGGCUGCGAGGAUGGCAGCGAAUAGAGGGAGUGAGAUGGUGGUGGUAAUGGAAGGGGAGAUGGAGGGGUUGAGAGGGAGGUUGAAGGAGAGAGAGGAGGAGGUGGAGAGGGGUAAGGAGGAGCUGGAGAAGGUGAGAGGGGAGUGGGCGGCUGAGGUGGAGCGGUUGGGGAGAGAGAAGGAGGAGGCUGUCGGGGAGGCUGAGAGGGAGAAGGAGGAGCUGCGGAGUCAGAUGGAGCAGGAGAAGGGCGUUUUAGAGGAGCAAGUGAGGCAGCUUACAGAGAGGAUGGGCGAUUUGGAGGAGGGAAGGAGUGGAUUGGAGGCAGCAGGAGUUAAACUGGCCGGUAGGAUUGCGGAUCUGGAGGAGGAACGGGAUCGAUUAGAAAGGGAGAGAGAUGGGGUACAGGGGGAGAGGGAUAAGCUUGAGGAGGAGAGGGAGAGAAUGGAGGAAGAGUUGAGGAAGGAGGGGGAGAGAGUGAAAGAGCUUGAUGAAGAGUUGAGGAAGGAGAGGGAUAGAGUGAAAGAGCUUGAUGAAGAGUUGAGGAAGGAGAGGGAUGGAGUGAAAGAACUUGAUGAAGAGUUGAGGAAGGAGAGGGAUAGAGUGAAAGAGCUGGAGGAGGAGGCGGAAACAAGGGGGAGGGAGGAAGAGGCUCGAGUGGCAGCAGUUAACGCACAGUUGGAAGCUGGAAGGGCGAAGGAGGGUGCAGAAUUGGCUCAAGCCGAAGCCGCAGAAGCUAAGCAGGCGGCAGAGGCGGCCCAGGCCGAGGCUGCCGAGGCUAGACUAGCUGCGGAAACAGCUCUGGCCGAAGCUGCUGAGGCUCGGGAACGUGCGGGCACAGCGGAGGGGGAGUUGGAAGCGGUGCAGAGGGAGAUGGAGGGGUUGAGAGCGUCAGAAGCAGCAGCGAGGUCAGCAGCUGAAGAGGCCAAGACUGGGGGCUCGGUGCGGCUGGCUGCUAGUCUAUGGCGGGCCAGGGUGAAUCAAGGAAGCUUGGAACCUAAGGAUGCGGAAGGGGAGCUUCGGCUGCAGGUUCGGGCGCUUCGCCGAACCUUGGAUGCUCUGGAAGGCGAGGUUCGGAAGUGGAGGGAGGAGGCUCGGAUUCGGAAAAAGCGGGUUGAAGAGGAAGCGGCGGACACUCUGAGGAAAUGGAGGGAGGCGUCUCUGGCCAUGGCGUCGGAGGGCGGGAUGCCGCCAACAGGGGGAGGUGGCAAGAAGGGCGGAGGCGGGUUCACUGCACAAUUUAGAGACGUCAGCUCGGGUGGAGGAGUACCGGCAUUCCCGGAGCCCCACAAGACGAAGGUCAACAAAGAUGCUCCUCCUGAGCCCGAGUCAGCCAAGUUUGUUCAUCGUAAGGCCACUCUUGCCAUGGCUGCCCUCACCUCGCCCGCCGUUCCCGUGCGGAUUAGCGCGGGGAGUGUAACCGCUGCCGCGCUUUCUUCCACGUCGCAGCGCAGCGACUAUCCAGUCGCGUUCCUCCGCAUCUCCCCGCGCGUUUCGUCUUCCGCUAGCACUAGACGCGCUAGACCUCUCCACAAGAAGCAUCCAUUAUCCCUUUCGCGGCGUUAUCACGUAGUGCGCACACGAGCAGCUGGAGAGAAAGACGAGAGCUCUAAUGUGAACUCGAAUUCCGCGAGUCCCGAAUCUGCAGAUUCCGCAGCAGCACCGUCAGCAAGCCGGCCAAUCAAGGCCGAUGUUCUAUUGGCUGACCCCGUCGCCGCUGACGAAACUGCGCAGCAACUUCAGGCCGUGAAGCAGCAGCAGCAGCAGGAGCAAUCGGGCGAAGCUUCCCAGCAGCAGCAGCAGCUGUCACUUGAAGACGUGAACCCUGUGGAUCUUGGCCGUCGAUCCCGACAGUUUCUUGACGAUGUGUGGCGGAGAUUGAUCCAGCUGGGCCAGAUAGCGCGUCCGGCGCCGGUGGACGCGGAGGAUUAUACCGAGCUGGUGCGGGGCGGUUUAGACGCCGAUUUCGGCGUCCCUAGCGCUCAGUUCACGACUGUGCUUGUAGCGGGGGCGACGGGCCGCGUCGGGAAGGUGCUUGUAAGAAAGUUGCUCUUGCGCGGGUACACUGUGAAAGCCCUCGUAAGAAGCGCAGACGCUGAGACGCUCGAGCAGCUGCCACGUGCGUGCCAGGUGGCAGUCGCUGAUUUGGCCGACGAGGUGGCGCUUCAGAAGGCGGUGGAGGGGUGCAAUAAGGUCGUCUUCUGCGCCUCGGCUCGCUCCGCCAUGGCCGCUGACCUUCAACGGGUCGACCACAUGGGCGUAGUUAAUCUCUCCAAGGCAUUCCUAGACUAUAAUCACCACUUAGCGCAGCGCCGCGCCGGGCGCAGCAGCAAGAGCAAAGCUCUGGUGCUUAGACUCAGCAAAGAGCGGUUCCAGGAAGGGUGGGAGUUAGGAGAGGGGCGGACUAUCAAAGACGAUAUAGACCUGCGGUACGGCGCGGGAAUGGACGCGGAGUUUAGCGGCAAGCCCUUUGCCAACUCCCUCGCUUGUCCUCCCAGCUUCGAGGGUCUGGUGUCCCGUUUCGCGUCCGAUGGCAAGCCGUACUCGUUGGGGCUGCGGUUGGCUGAUACCCCCUUUUCUCCUCUUCCCACUCCUCAUCGCGCUCCCCUGUCCCUCCAGGGUCUGGUGUUCCGGUUCGUGUCAGACGGCAAGCCAUACUCGCUGGUGCUGCGGGUGGCGAAGGAUGGAACGCGCCUGGAGAGAGUGGGGGAGGAUGGGGAGAGUGUGGUGGAGGAAGAGGAGGAGGUGGAGGAGGAGGAGUAUGAGUAUGUGGCUGUUGUGAAGACAAGGAAAGGGCAGAACACGAUCCGCGUCCCCUUCUCCGCCUUCCGCGCAUCAUCCCCGUCCGACCCGCCUCUUGAUCCCACUCUCAUCUCUUCCCUCGCCCUGCGAUACGAGCAGCGUCGCGCGAAACCAUCCGUGGGAGCGCCCCUGCCUCCGGGCCGGGCGGCAUCCAAGGCUGGCGCAGAAGGGGACAACGCCGCCGCCCCUGCCGACCCAAACAGCUUCAAGCUCGCUCUGCAAUACGUUAAGGCCUUUCCUGAAGGCGAGCAGACGGACUUUGUGUUGGUGUCUUGCUCGGGUGCAUGGCAUGCUGUAUCACUCACUCACUCCCUCGUUGUCUCUGGAGGAGAGGAGACGGACUUUGUGCUGGUGUCAUGCUCGGGAGCAGGAGUGCCGGAGGAGAGGAGAGAGACAGUUGUCAAGGCCAAGAUGGCAGCAGAGACGCAUCUGCGCAACAGCGGGCUGGGGUACACCAUUGUGCGCCCAGGGCCCUUGCUGGAGGAGCCGGGAGGGAGGAAGGCUCUGGUGUUCGACCAGGGGAACAGAAUCACGCAGGGCAUCAGCUGUGCUGACGUGGCAGACGUGUGUGUGAAGGCUCUACACGAUCCGACGGCCCGUAACAAGAGCUUUGAUGUGGCACAUUUACCUGAUCGAGCCAACAACUACCUCACACCUGCCCUCGCGCAGCUGGAAAAGAACACUUGA
Messenger RNA from Closterium sp. Naga37s-1, 7602 nucleotides. The record is from the annotation of a GenBank genome assembly. NCBI's taxonomy places the organism in Eukaryota, Viridiplantae, Streptophyta, Zygnematophyceae, Desmidiales, Closteriaceae.